AAAAUAAAGAGGCUAGAAUGCAAUAAACACAUUAGAGGUUCCAUUUCCACGUGCAGGCCUGAGAGAGGCACAGCAGCAGCUGGACGGACCAGAAAAGUUAGAGGCUGACACACGAGGAACGAGGGGAAGGAAGAGACACAGUGGUGACAUUUUAAUGUUAGAGCGUUUAGCUCAUUUGAACCACCAGGAACGCAUCAAAUACCAUCUUAAAUAUGGCAGAAAACAAUUUUCCACCGCUCCCAAGGUUUAUUCCAUUGAAGCCCUGUUUUUACCAGGAUUUUAAUGAGAUUCCAGAACCCCACAAAGUCCUGGCAAAACGCAUUUACUACCUUUGGAUGCUGAACAGCAUCACACUUGCAGUGAAUCUGAUUGGCUGUCUAGCUUGGUUGAUUGGAGGAGGUGGAGCUGUCAACUUUGGACUGGCCUUUCUCUGGCUGAUUCUGUUCACGCCAUGCUCUUAUGUUUGCUGGUUUAGACCAAUCUACAAGGCCUUCAAGUCAGAUAGUUCAUUCAAUUUUAUGGCAUUCUUCUUCACGUUCAUGGCCCAGCUGGUAAUCAGCAUUAUUCAAGCAGUGGGAAUCCCUGGCUGGGGAGUCUGUGGCUGGAUAGCUACAAUUACCUUCUUUGGGACAAACGUUGGCUCAGCGGUUGUGAUGCUGAUCCCAACUGUGAUGUUCACAGCAGUAUCUGUACUAUCUUUCAUCGCUCUGACUAAGAUACUAGCACUUAGAAAACGUUCUGUCUGUGUAAAGAUGGGGUCAAGACCCAGAAUAUUAUUUUAUGAGGAACGUUGCAGCACUUUGAGCACAGCUACAUUUAAGUAAAAGAAAUGCUGUUUUCAUUGUACAAUAAGAGUGAGUAAUGGUUGAAUAAACACUGAACACUGAUGGCUUACAAAGCUGAAAUUCCUACACAUUUGUUUCACAAGUUAUGAAGCCCAUAGUAUGUUUCACAGUAAAAUUAUUUUUAGAGUUGUUUCAUUGUCUUGAAAAUUUGGUGUAAAUAGUUGAAGUUUUGGAACACUGUUCUAACUGCUGCUUGAUUAUAUGCAGAAAUCCUUGCCUAAAAAUAUGGACUGCCCCCAUUAAUCUACAUCAUAAUGAGUUCAGGUGCUUCAUUUCACCCUAGGCCUAGUUGUACUGUGCAAUCAAAAAUUAAUGCAAUUUUUCUCAUUGUUAUCCCUUAACUAUAGGGGAUUUACAUUGCUACAGAAUCUGCAUCUAUAAUCACAUAUGAGGUAUUUGCUUGGAUGAAAUGAUUUGUUUGUAUGAAGCAAUUUAUCUAACACUGGGACCAAUUGACAGUCGCCUUCUGGCACCUCAAUAUCUUGCAAGUAAACAGGAGCUAUUGGCUAACUCAGACUUGUAGAGAAGAAAUAUUUUUGUGUUUUUCUCAUCAAAUAAUUGGGUUUGCUACUUGAAUUUAUAAUUGACUGUAAAGCGCACAUUAGUUUGAGUUUUUUAGUAUUUAAAAGUAAUGAUAGGGGGGAUUUGGUCUAGGUGCUGAUAGUAACUAUUUUUCACCAUAGUGGAAGGAUGCCUAGAGCCAAGAAUAUUUUUAUUCAGCACCACUUUAAGCUGCCUGAUUCCAGCUGCACUGAGGUAAAAUUUCUUGAAUCUGUACUGGCGACAAGAUACCUCACCCAUUGCCUGUGGGUAUCAAAAAAAUCACCAGCAUGUUAGCUGAAUAUUUUCCCACCACAGAACUGUAUAAACGAAUGAAUAAAUGGAGCUGCAAUUAUCCGAUUUGAAUGGAUUGGAUACCUCACUGCUGGCCUGGACUCUGAAGAUUCAGUCAAGCAAGUUGCCCCUGUGCUGAUACAGUAUUUAUUUUCUUUCCUUACACGCAAAGUAUGUUGGAAUGUACCCUGAUUUCAAUUGUCCUGCUUUGUGAUACUAUUUUUGUUUCAUGAAGAAGCUAUGACAAUGAAAUAGGUUUAUGUUGACAUUUUAUUAAUCCAUUCCUAUGCAUUUUAAUAGGUGAUUUAAUAUAAAAACUGACACUCCUGGCAGCUUGAUGCAGGAUAGUGCUACCAAUAUAUUGUGGGUAUGUAGCAUCAAUUACAGUUCUUGUGUUUUUAAAACAUCCUUUAAGGAAAUGCAAUCGCACGAUUGUUCUCUCUAUUUUUUUUAAUUCAUUUUUAAUGUGCCCAGCUGCCUGGUGCUGUUUAUUUGCAGUGAUCUAAUUCACUUUUUUUUUGCUGCAUGUUUCCUGCUUCAAGUGCUACGCAGAUGUGAACCUUCAGGAACUCAGCAAUAGCUUUUUUUUUCCUUGCUCAUAGUUAGUUUAAUCUAUUUAAAUUCUUCAAGCCUAAUUGUAAGUUUGAGUCCAAGAAAGUUUCUUUUUGUAGCAGGGGUCCCAGCACAGUGUCUGUCACAAAAUGGGAACGAUGACAUUGGUGGAGCUGUUUACAAUUUUUUUUUUUGGUAAACCAGUUUAGAUCGAGCAACUAACUUGCCUGAUAAAAUCCCCCCUCAUUUCACCCAGGAGCAUUUUUAAUGGCUCUUGCUUUUGCUUUCAAGUCCAAUUGCAGUAGUUUUUUUUUAAGAUGAACAUUGCAUUGUUAAAGAGUCUAAACUUGUUAUUGUGAAGGCUGUUUUUGAAGGUACCAAUUUCAAUUGAUUUUGAAAGCCAGGACCCAGGAAUGUGUCCCUCAUGCUGCUUAUUAAAUAAUACAUAUUUAUUAAAACCUCAAUUUGAGAAAUUGAACUCUAAAUAUGGUUAAUCCCAGGCAGAGGGCUGUGUUAGAGUAAAUAAACUUAGGAAAUCAUGACAGAAAAUGAAAAAUGUAUCCAUUAUGUUUAAAAGAAACACUUUUGAGAAAUUAGAGCUGCCAUGGGUACAGUUCCGGUGAAUAACGUUGACCAUUUAUCUGUACCAUGUUUCAUCAUCCAAAAGCACUUGAAAAUAUGUAAAUAUAAAAAGUAACAUGAUCUUAACGACGCUUCAUUGAGACUUUGUGUGCUGAGGUUAUAUGGAAAUUUGUAUCUCUAAUGGUGGCUUUUGGAGUUUAAUUUGGUGAUACAGUUGAGGCAUUAAUUCAGUAUUGAUAUCCAGUAUCUUAAUUAUGAAUAAUAAUUUGAAACAGCUUUGUGGGCCUAUGUUAUGUUUCUUCUAAGUCCUUAGCUUAUGCAAAAACAUUAAUACAUGUCCCUAUUAACCACAGCACUGCUGUUUUGAUCACUUGGAGGUUCACUGUUUGGCUCCCAAAUUACACUCAAUCUAACUGCACAGUGUGACUUGUUAACAGAUCUCUACUGCUUUAGAAAAGAGCAUUUCUACAAAAACAGCUAAAGAAUUGUCACUGUAUGUGUGUUAUUUAAUAGCUACUGUGCUAAUACAUAUGCUCUAUAGAAAGUAUUGUCUGUAUUGUUUUAUCACUUUUUACAGUACAAUAAUUCUUCAAAAUUGAGUAUCUACCUUUUUUUCCUAUUGAGAAAUUAUAUCACUGUCAUUCCAGUACAUCUCAAUGUGUCAAUGUCAUUCUGGAAAAAUAAAAUGGUAAAACCCAAUUUUUUUCAUCUUUUUCUGCCUUUUUGAAGUUGUGUUGCAAAUUCUUAUUCCCAUCUCACCAGAAUAAUAUGACUCCAUCAAUAGAGGUACAUACACCC
Molecule: messenger RNA, 3611 nt
Organism: Carcharodon carcharias (great white shark)
Lineage: Eukaryota; Metazoa; Chordata; Chondrichthyes; Lamniformes; Lamnidae
Product: secretory carrier-associated membrane protein 5
Exons: 8
Coding region: 213-824 (203 amino acids)
Biological process (GO): protein transport
Cellular component (GO): trans-Golgi network membrane; recycling endosome membrane
Source: RefSeq, a predicted model, not a curated record